CAAAGAUCGUGGAAGGGAGACUGGAUAGGACACUGAGCUGAGAACAAAAGGCGAUUAUUCUCAUCUUCACAACAGUGUUAUCGAAAAAGUUGUAGGGUAUCCUCAUUUCCGGUUCAGCGUAUUUUUUGGAAGAAAAGCGAAGGUCGCAGUUGAUUGUGGUAGAAAAGAUGGAAUUUGAUUAUUUUGGUCCUGAUAUAGACGAAGAAAUGCUUGAAGAUUCGGCAGAGGUGACAACGAUAGCAUUUUGCAAUGAAGACAGGAUUGAGCUGCUUAUUGAGGAAAAUGAUAUCAAAAAACGGCGGAGAAAAGCGAAGAAGGGCAAUACCGAAUCUGAUGCGCGUAUCGGGGAAACAACCUCCGAAGCACGACUGAAGGAGCAAGAAAAAGAGACUGUCACAUAUAUCUGUGGAGCAGUUUUGUCCAAGUUAAUUAAAAAGGCCUAUGACAAUUUGCAGAAGCCACAAAUAAAUGAAAAUGCAGAAUUGGCACUCAAAAAGAGAAUUGAAGCUUUAAAUUGCUGCAAGAGUAGUCACUCUACUGGAGUUUACACUGGAAAACUGAUAGAAACUCUUGACCGUGGAGGGCUUGUUUAUCCGAAAGCUUCAUUUGCUGACCUUUUUCACAGAGCAGAAAAGUUAUUUCAAGAUUCCGUUUCUGGUGGUGUUAAAAAAAUUAAUGUGGCAGCCAUUGUAUCCCAAUUCUUCAGUCAGGAAGCAAAUGGAAACUACAGUAUAAGAACAAAAUCAAUAUUCAGUUCAAAAAAUGUACCUGUAAACAUGCAGAAAGUCAUAUUAAAAGACAGCAUCAAAAUAUAUGUGAAGUUGAGAGCCCAUGCCCAUGCAAAACAUUUGAUUGAGAACUAUAAGUCAACAUCAAGGAAACAGAAAAAAGAAAAGGCUUUGAGAAAAAAGUUAAAAUCUGUUUCAAAGGACAAAAAGUUGUAA
Molecule: messenger RNA, 944 nt
Organism: Rhopilema esculentum
Lineage: Eukaryota; Metazoa; Cnidaria; Scyphozoa; Rhizostomeae; Rhizostomatidae
Source: RefSeq, a predicted model, not a curated record